This is a messenger RNA of Lagopus muta (rock ptarmigan), 7411 nucleotides long. It is a transcript of the gene GABPB1, whose product is annotated as GA binding protein transcription factor subunit beta 1. Gene Ontology annotation, cellular component: nucleus. The record is from RefSeq and is a predicted model, not a curated record. The coding region runs from base 4610 to 5761 and encodes 383 amino acids. Gene Ontology annotation, molecular function: protein binding; transcription cis-regulatory region binding. The transcript has 9 exons. Lineage: Eukaryota; Metazoa; Chordata; Aves; Galliformes; Phasianidae. Gene Ontology annotation, biological process: positive regulation of transcription by RNA polymerase II.
GAGCGGGGUGCCGGCGGCGGGACCGAUCUCGCGGGAGAGCCGAACGGGGCCCGGCCCGGUCCACUGCGCCUUGUGGGGCCUCGCGCGGAGCCGGGGCGCGGUUCUGUCGGCGCGGGGCCCCGCCGGGCCCGGCUCGGCGCCAACGCGCCCUGAGGGGAAGCGGCCCCGGUGGGGGGGGGGGGAGCGGCUCCGCUCGGCGCUGCCCGCGGUCUGUCCCCCUCGCUUUGUGCUCCUAGUUGCAUCUACGGUGGGAGCGCCGACGCGGAGGCGGCGUGUCGGCUCAGGACGUGGUGCCGCUUUUCCCUCCUUGCAGUCGGGCAGUUUGUGUUGCCGAGGCCGACGGGGUGUUGCUGAAAUCCCCCGGAGGAGUUCUUUCGCUUUUAGAGUUAGUAACUCGUAUCGGUUGCAGCGCCCUGCGGGAUCCCUAGCACGUCUUUGAGCAAGGUGGCUUUGAGCUGUCUGCGUGUUUUGAAAACACUGGUGAGACCGAAGCGCUUUGGACGAGGCACAUAUGUGUGAGGACACACAAAUGUGCAGUGUGCUUGGAGCACACAUGGCAGAAUCUAACUGCGCCACGGCAUUCUUCCUCCUGACCAAAGUUCGUUCCUGAAAGCAGUGUUUUCUGGGGUUUUUCUCAGCCUGCAUACAAGAAAUUGUUGAAAUACCUCAUAAUAAAAUGCUACUUUAAUUAAAGAGACUGGUGACUCAUUUCCAGGAUAUGUUUCCAGUUUCAUUUAAUCUGAGAGGGGUUCUCAGGUUGUGUUUGUGUUAUUGUUCCAGGGCUGCACGACAGACCCUGGGGUUCCUCGUGUCAGCCCUGCUGCAUCCCAAUUCCUGUUACUCAGUGCCAAACCUGUGUGAUAGCUCUGCAGUGCCAGCCCAAUCCGUGUGCCAGUGGUUCGCCCUUGUUGCAUAAUAUUACUUCUGAGAUGUUGCAUUUGCGGGCAAAUCCACUCUCCUUUUUUAAUGGCAAGGCUUCUUUACUAUUUAUGCUAUUUAGUGGAGUUAUGUUGAUGAUUGGUGCUACUUUCAGUUAAUUCAUGAACCUAAAGGAAUACAGACUUUUGUAAAGGCAGGUGUGAUUGCCUUGCCCAUAAGCUAUGCAGCCGAGUGUUAGCUUUUCUGAUCUGCUCUCUGAUUAUUUUUUUUUUCCUCUGGUGUUUACAUAGUCCUACAUAAAAGUGAUAAUUCUGUUUAAGUAAAUGAGUGAGAAUUUGGUUCUGAGCACAGUACAAUCCAGAGAAAAGCUGAAAGUGCCAGAAUUAAAACAGUUUGCUGUUAGCUUAUCAGUAUAACUUUCAUUAUCUGUAAGUGUGGGUACUUUAAGCCUGUGGUGUUUAUAUUGAGAUUUGAGCUGUGACAUGUAGAGUCUUUGCCAAAAUGCAUUUGAAGGGGUAUAUGAUUCUGUUAGGAACCACUACAAAACCUCUUGAAUUCAUCCCACAUGGGUCACCAGAACCACUAUUAAAUGAUAUUAUGUAAGAUAGAAUCCUGCUGACCCUCUGAAGAAACACCACCGUAUGGAGAUGACUGUAGGUUUAGCGCAGGCCUUUCAGUUCCCGCAGGAGUUACAAAACUAUAAUUGAAACAAGAAGUUGUGUUUGAAGAGUUGUUCAGAGUUGAAGUGUUCUGCUCAUCUGAAAAGAAAAAAAAACCCCAAAACAACCACCUCAGUCCUGUUAACUCUGAUAGCGAUCAAAAUGGAGUUCUUGAUUAAGGAUUUAAACAGCACUAUCUGUUUAAACUCUGUACUUGUAAGAAGUGUGUUGCUGUGGCAGGGGUAAGUGUAGAAAAUUAACUAGAAUUGCUGUUCUAAACUUACUGGAUACUGUGCUGUGUUGAAAUCAGUGGGCUAACAGCAUUUCUGAAGGCUGGGCCUGGGGAAGUGGCAUGGGUAUUUUUUUUUCCCUACCAUUUCAAAAAAGCCAUGCUGAAAGAGUGGUCUUUUUUGGGACGCAGAGCUGUGAGUCUUGAGCUGACUUCCCAUGCAAUCCUGCUGUGUGUCAUUAAGGCAGGGGAACUUCUUUCCUUGUGUCUUCUAGGAGUUUGUUUGUUCUGGGGUUCUUGGAAACGGUUACAGAUCGUUAUCACACGUUCAGUUCACACUGCUGCAGUUUUUGCUGUUCUGGCACACCUGCGUCUCAUGUAGGAACAUGCCUUGAUAGCAUUGUGUUGGCAUCUGCGUAGUCCCCCUGUCCACAGCUGUUCUGCAGCAGUUCUGGUUUGUGCCUGCUGCUUUGACAAACGUGGGUGCAGUGGUGGAAGGGGGGUAAGAGCCAGAUGUUGUCUCCUGAGAGUACCAGGCCCAAAGAUGCUGCGGUGUUUUAAAGUCAAACUCAAUCCCUCCACCUGCAGAUUGCUGCUGUACCUGCAGGCGGUGCUGCGUACCCCUCUGAGAGGGCAUUCCCUUUCAGACAGCAUACCACUUGAAUAUAAGAUGAGGUCAGAAAUGUCGUGGCACCUGGCUAAUGGCACUGCAGAACCCGUUUAGUAUAGAGAUGUGGAAGCUCUAAUUUUUAGUGGGUUUUAAUGAACUAUAUAGAGAAGUUUGCUUUUGAUAGUGUCACUGUGCCACUGCAGUAUCACAGAAUGAUCUCGGGGGCAGUCAGGCAGCGGAAGGAUUUUUCUGGCAAAAAGAAAUUCUGAUUCUGCAAAUCUUUCUUGGUAAGCACCAGUGCUAUUGGUGAGAAAGCACUGGGGAAAGGAAGGGGUGUGUUAACCUGAGGGUUUGCUGCCCUCGCAGUGCUCGUCUCUGGGGGUCUGCCGAGUAGAAGUCAGCUUUGGCUGAACGCUCCUAUUUGUUGGUAGGAAGUGUCUGAAUCUGUGCAAGUGUUGUGUUGGAAAGGCAGCAGUGUUCCCUGUUGUAGUGCAGUGUUGGCAUAAAGGUGAUUUGUACCGAGUUCAGCAGAGCUGUUGGCUCCGUAGCUCUUCCACCAGGUGGCCCACGCGUGCUUCCAGGGACUCUGAGAAGUGAAGCUUCACUGCUGAAUGUGCUUGUGACCUUGUAACUGAAGUUAAAGCUCUAUGUCUUGAAAAAUACAGGAGCUUGUGUGACGUUUUGUGCUUGUUUGAGAUACGAACACUUCAUAGUGACCAAAGAGCGUGUUGGUUAAUGGCUGAGGCCAAGUGCUGGCGGGGGCUCGUCCUCCAUGCUGAGCCCUGUGCUGCGUGGGUGCUCUGCCUGUGGGGCUCGUGGGGGCCCAAGGGAGGGGUCAGUCUCCACAUGUAAUUCCUGAACUUCACUGUUUCUUUUAGACCAAUGUUUAAAAGCGAAAUUAAGUACAAGGAAGAGGAAUUGUGUUUCUGAAUCAGUUCCUAACUUCAGUGUUUUGGGUUAAGCUCUAGCUAGGCUUGGCAUGGUAUUAAAUCACCUGAAAGCGUGUGCAUGGGCAUGUUCUUUUCCCCUCUGAAAUGCAGCCCCCAUCCCUAAGAAGAGUGCUGGAUAAAGGGAGGACUGUGCUCAUUUAUUUCACUGCUGUACUUGACAAAUGCCUUCUGUGCUGCUGUUUCAUAGUGUUACCCCACAGCAUCCGUGUCCAACAGGAACAGUAGAUUUUUCUCUUAUUCCUGUUUCUCUUUUGCUUUUUCUUUCCUUGGAGGAGAGUAAGCUGCUAUUUCUUACUCUGUGUCUGACCAUGCUCAUUGCCUUCCUGCCCACUGUCAGUGUUUGUGCUGUCCUUGCUGACUUCCUGCUGCUCGUCCCUUGUCUGACUGGACAGGAUUCUGUGUGCAAGCACAAAUGGCGUGUUAUCUUGGUGGAGGGGACUCUGAUGCCAGCAGCAACUUCUGCUCCUCUUUGUGGCUCUGCUGACACGUUGAGGUUCUGCAUUUGCAUGUUUUUCCCCUUCCUGCUUUCUAGUUUCUUUUAAAAUCAGCUUUCAGCUACAUACCACGCACAUUUUGCCAGUUGACCCAGGUGCAGAGAACUUUCUUAACACGUUGGCUUUGUGACAGAAGCAUAGGUUUAAGGAAAGAGAUUAAGAAAUGACCCUAUUGGGAUUUCUUUCUGAACUGUGUACUGUCAGUUUGUGUAGGAAAUGGGCAGCACGGCCUUGCUGUUGUUAGUCACACGAGUUAACUCUUGUUUGGGACUGGAAAGUAAUUGCUGAAUGUGGUGGUGUUUUUGUCAUCCUGGCAGUGGAAAACAGAGAUAUCAGGCCAAAAACUUAGUACUGUAUUUUUUUUCAAAAAGAUGGCCUAAAGAUGAUGCAAAGGUUUUCCAGCUCAUGUCUCAGUGCUUUUGAGGUUCAGGAACUGUGCUUGAAUAUUUUUUCAGUAACUGUAGACAGCUGAUGAAGCCAGUAACGUUUGUUUUCAGGCAGACAUUUCUGUCUGGUGCAGAUAGACAUGUUUCUGCACUAUAGCUUCACGCUCGAGGUAGGAACUCAGAUGUUAUUUCAGGGUGAACAAAAUGAAGUGAUAGUGAUGGGUAAGAUGUCAGAAAGGUGCUGUGUUUUGUAUUUAUUGAAAUGCCUUUGCCUAGUAGUACUUCUAAUGUACAUACAGGUAUUUCUGGAUAAGGGAUUGUAAUGUCUUUGGAUAUGUGGCAUGGCAGCUCUGACAGUACCAUUUGAAAGCUGGACAAAGCAGCAGAAGGCUGCAGUAUCAGAUGUCACUAGUAGAUUUGGGAAAGAAACUUCUAGAAGCUGCACGAGCGGGACAAGAUGAUGAGGUUCGCAUUCUGAUGGCCAAUGGAGCACCUUUUACCACAGAUUGGUUGGGAACAUCUCCACUUCAUCUGGCAGCACAGUAUGGACACUACUCAACGACGGAGGUGCUGCUGCGUGCCGGUGUAAGUCGGGAUGCCAGAACAAAAGUGGACAGAACGCCGUUACAUAUGGCAGCUUCAGAAGGCCAUGCCAGCAUAGUAGAAGUCUUACUUAAGCAUGGUGCUGAUGUCAAUGCUAAGGACAUGCUCAAGAUGACUGCACUUCACUGGGCUACUGAACAUAACCACCAAGAAGUUGUGGAACUCCUAAUAAAGUAUGGAGCAGAUGUUCAUGCUCAGAGUAAAUUUUGCAAAACUGCAUUGGACAUUGCAAUAGACAAUGGGAAUGAAGACCUUGCAGAAAUAUUACAGAUUGCAAUGCAGAACCAAAUCAAUACGAAUCCGGAGAGUCCAGAUACUGUGACAAUACAUGCAGCAACACCACAAUUCAUCAUUGGACCUGGAGGGGUGGUGAACUUAACAGAUGAGACAGGAGUGUCUGCUGUGCAGUUUGGAAAUUCAUCAACGUCAGUAUUAGCCACAUUAGCAGCUUUAGCAGAAGCAUCAGCCCCACUGUCUAAUUCUUCAGAAACACCAGUUGUGGCAACAGAAGAAGUGGUGACUGCAGAAUCUGUGGAUGGUGCUAUUCAGCAAGUUGUCAGUUCUGGAGGUCAGCAAGUUAUUACUAUAGUUACAGAUGGCAUUCAGCUUGGUAAUCUGCAUUCAAUUCCAACCAGUGGAAUAGGGCAACCAAUAAUUGUGACCAUGCCAGAUGGGCAGCAAGUAUUAACAGUUCCAGCAACAGAUAUUGCUGAAGAAACAGUGAUAAGUGAAGAACCACCAGUCAAGAGACAGUGCAUUGAGAUUGUUGAAAAUCGUGUGGAGUCUGCAGAAAUAGAAGAAAGAGAAACUCUCCAGAAGCAGCUGGAUGAGGCAAACAGAGAAGCACAAAAAUACCGUCAGCAGCUUCUGAAGAAAGAGCAAGAAGCAGAGGCCUAUCGGCAGAAGUUAGAGGCAAUGAACCGCCUCCAGACUAAUAAAGAAGCUGUUUAAUAAAAAAAGAACAUACUGCAAAGCCUGUUACUUUCAAAAACCUGCAGUACAAUCUUGAACUGUUCUCUGUAUAGGUGCAGACACAGGAUUACAUGAUAGAGAAGAUGCUACAAGUCGAUAACUGGACUUAAGCCGUGAGCUCUGAUGAAUUUCUUGUAACAUAAAAACUCUGAAUUUAGAAAUUGUGAAAAGUAUUUAAAAUGAAAUACUGUAAAUAGUUGUUUUUUUUACAGUUUCAAAAUGAGUUGAUAAAUCUUUUUGAAGGGAUCCAGAAACACGAAGCCAAUGUUUUUGUGAAAUUUUUGAUUUUAAUAUGAAUCUAACUUCUGAAAAAACAGAACAGUUUUAAGGGUGAUGCUGAUUCAUCUGACAACUUGAAAAUGAAUUAUAUGACAAAAGGAAUUAACAGUUAUUUCUACAUGGUAACAACUUCUCUGAAUAAGACAUUUCCAGGUGGAAAUCUUUGUACAGCUUUAAGUAGUUGUCUCAGAUUCUCUGAAAACCAUUUUUUGGGUUUGUUGUUUUUGUUUUUUUAGGCGGUGAAAUUUUUAUAUUUAAUUUCAGAUAUAUCCAAGUAGAUUUACAUGUAUAUGAAGCUAAUAUUUUUUAAACUUUUUGGUUUGUACAUAUGCUGCAUGUUUUUAUAAUUUCUACGCAUACAACUUGCAUAGGCAUUUUUCAGCAAAGAGGAGGGCAAGUUAUGAGAGCAAUGUUUAGCCUAUAGGUCAUUGGAAGUAAGCUAGCAGCUGGUUUUAUUGUGGAAGAUACGUCUCUUGGAGAAUGUAAUUUGUAAUUAAAAAAAACAAAACCAAAAUCUUAAUUUUCAUAAGAGAUGAUUUAAAGUUUGACGGUGGAGGCAUUGCAGCUUCACUUUGGGCAUCUUGCAGUUUUCAGAGACAAACGUUUUAAAGUUCAGAAAUGAAUAGCAAACAAUGUCUCCACUGGAACACAACUAGUUAUUUUAGAGUAUUCUUACUGAUCUGUUUUCCCCAAUAGCCUUGAAAUCAUUUCAAUGAUACUUUUUUUUUCUAAACAGACUUUUGCAUUUUAAUUAUGCAAUUGGUCAAGUAAUUUUUUUAUGUUUUAGUGAUGCUGCUCUUACCCGGCAUCAUUGUUCUUCACUGUGAUACUGUGUUUGUGUGCGUCUGUGCAGUGAUACGUUACGCUUAGGAUUUAUAUAGCACAUUACAUCUUCAGAGCAUCGCAAAAUCUUUUUAAGAACCCUUACUGUACUGCCUGAGGCAGGUAAGUGAGUGUUAUUAUCUCAGUUUUAUAACUGGUAUAAGCGCGACACAGGGAGUAUGAAACAAUCGGUCUGAGACCACAAGAAUCUGUGGUAGACCUGGCAAGAGAUCUCAGGAGUUCCUGGCUUCUGGUCCUGUGCUUAGACUGAGCUGCCUUAAGAUUGUUCAGUGCUGUGUUACACUAAAUUUUAAACUACUGUGCAGGUUCCUUUUUUUUUUUUUUUUUUUUGUAAGAUAAAACUCUUUGUGCUUUGCUUUGUUGUUCCAUGUUUCACUGCUUUUAUGGAAUUGUUUAUAUAAAGUUAAGCAAAAAGUCUAGUUUACCUAUACUGUAUACAGGAUGAUUACCCUUAAAACUGUACUCUGGUCUACUUUUUCUAUUUUACAAUUAAAUAUCUUUUCCACA